UAAUGUUUUCUAAACCUGAGGGCGUGAAAUUUCAGGAAAAAAUGACGUCUUUUGUGACCCUAGAAUUUCCAAAUAUUGGUGUUUUUAAAGCUCGGAUUUUCAGUACAGCUGUUAGUAAUGAACAAACCCAACAACAAAAACGAAACAAAUAUGAGAAAUCUAAGGAGAAGUAUAUCAAGCUAUUACAGUUCUGAUAGAUUAAGAAGCAAGCUUUACCAGCGGAAUGUAUCGGUUCCAUGUGGUAUCGGCAAUUACGAAGCUGAAGACGAAGGUUUUGUUGAUGGGGAAGAAUGUGGUGUCCAAGGACAGACAUUGGAUCAUAACGUUUUAGAAUGUCUUAUGGACGCAUACGGAGCGUUUACAGAAAUAUAUAAAGCGAUUGUAAUACCUAAUGAGAAUUUUCAACCAAGACUAUCCGAUGCUGAAAGUUUAUUACCAGAUCUUGCUUACCUUGUGACAGACAACAAACCGGAUGCUCUACAAACAGUCUAUGACAUUCUUGUGAAGAUAAAGCAGGAAUGUCCAAAGCUGAAUCAACAAAACAUUACGUUUGCUCUGAAGGCAAUCCAGAAUACAAUGGUCCUUCUUCAUGUGAAGGAACGCGAUCAUUUAGAUGUAGACACCAUGAUAACACAACCGAGAGACAUCCUAGCUGCAGUUAUGAUAGUAAACAAAUACUUGACCAAUUUGAUACACCCAACAAACAGCGGACACAUUUCUUGUUAAAUACAUGAAUAUGUUAUGAAAAAAGAAAU
Messenger RNA from Ruditapes philippinarum (Manila clam), 755 nucleotides. RefSeq lists its product as uncharacterized. The coding region runs from base 118 to 726 and encodes 202 amino acids. NCBI's taxonomy places the organism in Eukaryota, Metazoa, Mollusca, Bivalvia, Venerida, Veneridae. The record is from RefSeq and is a predicted model, not a curated record. The transcript is spliced from 4 exons.